UUUGUAUGUUCAUGUUCAGAUGCUCACUUCGACCGACCUGCUGUGGCUUCAGUGUUACGUACGGAGAGUGAUCGUGUACCGCAUGUUCUCGUUAGCCAGGCAAGCACAGAUUUGCGCAGAACACGUUCCGAAAGCCAGUUGGUGGCCAAGGCGUUGGACUCGAUAUCAAUCAGUUCGUCUGUAUCAGGUGGCAUGGAAGAUGAAGUAAUUUCGGUCUACACUCUUAGUUCUCUUGGAAGCGAGCCAACCAACGAUCAGCUGAUGACAUUGUCGAUCAUGAUGGCACCCUCACACCCGAGUGUGCUCACUCCACGUGCAAAAGACGACACUUUGACACCAGGAAUGACGAUGGCAAGCGUUGAAAAAGAAGUCGCAGCAGCUGGGUUAUUGCCAACGACACUGGGAGGUCAAAUGGUUGCCUUGCAAGCAAGCAAGCGUAAAGUGCUGGACUUGAUGCAAAAGCGUCGUCCUGUCACUCCAUCCACAGGCGUUGACAAUGUCGAAAUGGGUGCCGAUGCUGGAGAUCUGGAAGUCUCCACUGCCACCGAAUGGAAAGCGGAGUCCAGUGUUGAAAUGCAGGUUGUAGAUAAAAAGGAGAAGCGGAAGAAGGGUAAAAAGAAUCGGUCUCCUACUACACGCCAAACGCAACCGGGCCAGAGUUUGCAGGAUUCUCCGACAUCGUCUCUGGGCUUCGCUAAAUCGAAAACUACUAAAUCUGUUCACUUCCGUGAAAAUGUUCUCUGGGGUCAGUCGCUCAUUAUGAAUGUUGACGGACGUCAUCGUCACCAUGCAAGAUCCAUGGCAAAGACUUGA
Messenger RNA from Ostertagia ostertagi, 813 nucleotides. The record is from the annotation of a GenBank genome assembly. Lineage: Eukaryota; Metazoa; Nematoda; Chromadorea; Rhabditida; Trichostrongylidae.